Molecule: messenger RNA, 483 nt
Organism: Dentiscutata erythropus
Lineage: Eukaryota; Fungi; Glomeromycota; Glomeromycetes; Diversisporales; Gigasporaceae
Source: the annotation of a GenBank genome assembly
AUGAAUGAAAACUCAGCAUUAUCUUAUUUACAAGUUUAUUAUCAUUAUCCUCAACAAGAAUCCCAGCAUCUGCUACAGUCAUCAUCGCAACAACCACAAUUUUUUUUAAAUGAUGAUAUGCCAACAUUUGAUUCACAAGAUUCUUUCGUAUAUUCUAUACAGCAACAAAACUCUUUUAUGUCUGAUAUACUUACUAUAAAUACUACAGAAGAUGAUAUAUCUUCUAAUAUUGAUAUGUCGGAAAUAGACCAAGAUGGAGACCAGCUUAAUAUUGCUCCUGGUUUACCAUUUAAAAGUUGGGAACAACUUGAUCGUCAUAUUCAAAUAUAUGCUAAACAAAAUAGUUUUGUAACAAUUAUUCUUGAAUCUGAAUCAGAUGACAUUACACGUAGAAGAUGUAGAUAUGCCUGUGAACAUCAGGGAACAGGUCAUUCAAAAAAAACGGUUAUUUUAGAGCAGCAAAAACAAUCUCGUACAAAAUGA